Messenger RNA from Linnemannia hyalina, 1479 nucleotides. NCBI's taxonomy places the organism in Eukaryota, Fungi, Mortierellomycota, Mortierellomycetes, Mortierellales, Mortierellaceae. The record is from the annotation of a GenBank genome assembly.
AUGACAGCCAUCAAGAUCGCCGAGUCCCUCGGACGAAUGUUCUACCUGGUCUCGCCCAGUCGUCACUUCUUUGUCACCGAGGGUGAGGUGGAGCCCUACGUCUCCGAUGCGACCAUCUGGUUCCUGUUCUUUAUCGCCGCCGAAUUGAUCUAUUUCACCAUCGCCGACAAGCGCAAAGGAUUGAAGCGCCACGAUGGCAAGUGGGACCAGGGCAAAUACCGUAUGAACGACAUGAUCGGAUCUCUCGGGGCCGGAUCCGUCCAACAAAUGUCGCGCUUUUUCCUCGGAAGCUUGCAGAUGGUCACCUACAACUACAUCUGGGAUAACUACAGGGUGCCUGGGAUUGCCUUCGAGACGUUCCAUCUCCCCACUUGGAUCGGAUGCUUCUUGGCGACCGACUUUAUGUACUACUGGUUCCACCGCGCUGCUCACGAGGUUAACAUCUUUUGGGCUGGACAUUCCGUUCAUCACAGCAGUGAAUACUACAACGCCACCACGGCAUUGAGACAGUCAUUGGCCCAGACCUACACCUCCUUCUUCUUCAACUUACCCUUAGCCUUGGUCUUCUCGCCCGCUCAGUUCGCCGUCCACACCCAGCUGAACUUGCUCUUCCAGUUCUGGAUCCAUACCGAAAUUAUCCCAAGAAUGGGUUGGCUCGAGUACAUCAUCAACACGCCCAGUGCCCAUCGUGUCCACCACGGCCGCAACCCUUACUGCAUCGACAAGAACUACGCCGGCACCCUCAUUAUCUGGGACCGCAUGUUUGGAACCUAUGCCGAUGAGCGCAUCUACCCCGAUGUUGUCGCCACCAAGGAAGAAGAAGAGCCAGUCGCCUACGGACUUACCCACCCUAUCAACACCUUUGACCCCGUCGCCGUCCAGCUUGGCCACUUCAAGCAUAUCUGGAACAUGCUCUGGAUCACCCCCGGUCUUGUCAACAAGUUCAAGGUCGUCUUUUAUGGCCCUGGCUGGCACUCUGGCACUCCUCGCACCGGUCUGUUGUCCGAAAUCCCCGACGUCGAUCUGAAGAAUCCUCCCAAGAAGUAUGAUCCCGUUCUUCCCAGAAAGUUCAACUACUACAUCGCCGCCCAUUUCGCGAUCGUGAUGGUUGUUGGAAGUGCAUUGCUCGGCGAGCUCUACAAGAUCCUGCCCCUUCAUUACACUCAAGCCAUUUGUGUCGCAUUCCUGGUCUCGUUGGUUUCGUUGGCCAAGAUCAUGGACGCCAAGGAGUACGGACUCAAGGUCGAAUUGGCAAGGUGCUUGACCUUCUUCCUGUUAGCCGAGUUUGUGGCGCGCUCGGGAUUUUAUGAGCAGACAUACUGGCAGAGGCGUGGCACGUUGUGUGUUGCAGACACGUUCUUUGUCAGCAGUUUGUUCAUUAGCUGGAACAUUUACAAGCUUGGAUCGGACUGGGCUACCAUCGUGCCUGACACUCCCAAGAAGGGACAGAGUAUUAAGGACAAGAUCAAGACCAACUAA